Molecule: messenger RNA, 5735 nt
Organism: Argiope bruennichi
Lineage: Eukaryota; Metazoa; Arthropoda; Arachnida; Araneae; Araneidae
Product: serine/threonine-protein kinase DCLK1-like
Exons: 15
Coding region: 263-2230 (655 amino acids)
Biological process (GO): intracellular signal transduction; protein phosphorylation
Molecular function (GO): ATP binding; protein kinase activity
Source: RefSeq, a predicted model, not a curated record
GUCAUUACGCCUGCGAGAGAAUAGCGAUUUAGAACAAAAGCGAUAACAUGACGGCGUUAUGAUAUGAAGUAGGCAAUCGUGAAUGUUUUCAUGUGCGUGCUGUAGACGUGAGAAAUGAACUGUGGGCAAUUAUUCACUUUUGGUGUUUUCAAAUGAAGCUUGAUAUUAAUUCAUUCUUUUUUAUGUGUGCAAUAUAUUGCCGCUUAUAAUGUUUAUAAACGCUACAAUUUAAAUGUAACUGUUGAUUUAUAAGUCGCUAAUAAUGGCAUCCAAUUCAAACAGUGAGCAUUUCUCUACAGGAAAUGAUGAAAUGGAUUCAAGCUUUCGGACGUCUCGUAGUGGUAAAACUAGCCCUACUCCCAGUGCUCAAGGUGUUAUGAGAACAAGCUUAAAAAAAUUAAGCCAAGAAAAAAAAGCAAAAAAAGUUAAAUUUUUCCGUAAUGGUGAUCGCUUUUUUAAAGGUUUGUUAUAUGUUCUUUCAGUGGAACGUAUUCGUUCCUUUGAUGCCCUGCUUGAAGAUCUUACAAGAGUUCUUGUUGAUAAAGUUAAUUUGCCAAAAGGUGUUAGAUAUAUAUUUAGUAUUGAUGGAAAAGAGAAAGUUUUAUCCUUGGAGCAGUUAGUUGAAAGGGAAUGUUAUGUCUGUUCUUCAAAUGAUCAUUUUAUUAAGCUAGAUUACUUGAAAAAUGAGAAACCUCAGUGGAGCCUUACGAAAAAAUUAGAUGAAAAUCAGAUGUUAAAGUGGGAAUCUGAUGCUUCUAGCAGAGAAUCUCGAGAUUUUAUUCGACCAAAAUUGGUUACUAUUAUCAGAAAUGGCUUGAAACCUAGAAAAGCUGUUCGAAUCUUAUUGAAUAAAAAAACUGCACAUUCCUUUGAUCAAGUUUUGAAUGAUAUUACUAAUGCUAUAAAGCUGGAUACAGGAGCUGUGCGUAAAAUUUUUACACUUACUGGAAAGCAGGUCAUGAGCUUAAUUGAUUUCUUUUCUGAAGAAGAUAUAUUUAUUGCAUAUGGACCUGAAAAGUAUUCCCAUGAUGAUUUUGAUUUGGAUUCUGAAGAAUACAAGUACCUGAUGCAUGGGGUUAGAAAUGCUGGCAGCUUUCAGAAAUAUGCUCGUAGAUCUGGAAUGUUCAAUAUUCAAUCUCCAGUUUCCAGGAGAAGAGUUUCUUCCCCAUAUUCCUUAAACGAAGUUUCUCCUUCCAACAGUAGUAGAGGAUCGUUUUCUGCAUCACCUCUUCUCCCUUCUCGAUACCUCAGAACUCCGAGCCAUAGCAGACAUGAAAGCCAAAAUGGUCAUGAUCUCACAUUAUCGCAGAUUCCUCCUCCUAUUUCUGAAAAAUAUGAUGUAGGGAAAGUGAUAGGUGAUGGAAAUUUUGCUGUUGUUUACACUUGUAUUGAUAAGAUUAAUAAGACAGAAUAUGCUUUAAAAGUGAUAGAUAAAAAUAAAUGCAAAGGAAAAGAGCAUUUAAUUGAAAGCGAAGUGGCAAUUCUCCGACGAGUAAAGCAUGAGAAUAUUGUACAACUCAUUGAGGAAUUUGACUUUGAAAAUGAUCUUUAUUUAGUAAUGGAAUUAAUAAAGGGUGGCGAUUUGUUUGAUGCUAUUGCUUCUGCUACUAAGUAUACAGAAAAAGAUGCUAGUUUAAUGAUUCAUGAUUUAAGCAGUGCUUUAUAUUAUUUACAUUGCUUAAACAUUGUUCAUCGUGAUAUCAAGCCAGAAAACUUAUUAGUUGUGGAACAUGAGGAUGGAACUCGGUCUCUGAAAUUAGGAGAUUUUGGAUUAGCCGUUGAAGUUAAAGAACCUCUCUAUAUUGUGUGUGGAACACCUACUUAUGUAGCACCUGAAAUUCUAGCUGAAACUGGAUAUGGCUUGAAAGUUGAUAUUUGGGCAGCUGGUGUCAUUACUUACAUUUUGCUUUGUGGAUUUCCUCCCUUUGUUAGUCGAAAUAACGAUCAGGUUGAGUUAUUCGAUCAGAUAUUGGCUGGAAAGUACGAGUUCACUAAACCAUUUUGGGAUGACAUAUCUGAUUCAGCUAAAGAACUGAUUACAAUGAUGCUACAAGUUAAUCCUGAUGAACGUUAUUCUGCUGCUGAAGUUUUAGAUCAUCCCUGGGUUCAUGCGGACCUCGCUCACAACACUGACAUGCAGAAUUCAGUGUCUAGAGAAAUCACCAUGCAUUUUGAUCACAAACCGAAAUUGAAAUCUGCUGGUAUUGCACUAAUUGCUGUAAGUAGCUGAUUCUAAGAGCUUGUGUAGCAUUUAAAGGAAAUAAUUUUGGGUCUAGUCUUCCAUCCAUCCAUGUUAUCCAGAAAGAAAAAAAUUAUUGUCAAAAUGAGGAUUUUUUUUCUGUCUUUUCCCUAUGAAAUACUAUGACAUAUUUAUUCUAAGUAAUAUAUUUUAAUUUUUCUUAUGUUUUUGAUGAAACACCCACCUUGUUAUGUUAAUCACAUUCCUGUGAAAAAUUAUUUGUUUGGAAUGGAAUGCUUCCAAUAUUUGUUUCCUUGACUUGAUUCCAUUUAUGGAAGUAAAUAAUUGCAAUCUUAAAGAGUAGCUUUUAUUAUUAUUUUUUUCUAAUACACUAAUCAGAAUAUUUAUUGAAAUUAACAAUGAAUGAUUACAAAAUAAAUAUUUUGUUUUCAUGUGAUAUGGCUUUCUUGUUUUUCAAAGUUAUUGUAAUGAAUAGUCUUGUUUAGUGUAUAAAGUGUUACACUUAAACUCAUCAUAUUAUUGUAUACAGUUUUAUUUUUCUAGUCCUGUGAUUGUUAAAUAUUGUAGUCUUUGGACGAUAAAACGUGAACUACUUAUCUAAAAUUUUGUAUGCCAGCACUUUGUGCUAAAUGAAUUUUUCUUAGCUACAUUUCUCUUCUAGUCAUUUAUAAUAAACAAGGAGUUUUUAACAUCUAAUUAUUUAAUCAAAUAUAUGUAAGAGUUAUCUAUGUAAUCAGUCUUGUAUGUAUCUUCAAAAUUUUGAUAUUGUAUAAUUCUCUUUCCAAACUUCUAUUUUGUUUCAAUUUCAAUUACAUAUAAAUACUGGCAUUACUUAUAGAUGUAAUAAAUUGUCAGUCACAAGAACUAACAUUUUCUGUUACCAUAUAUUAAUCCUCUUUGAAAAUGUUUUCUGUUAAUAAUAUUCUUCGAGACUGGCACAGCAGUUUCUUCUCCCAGAUGUAACAUCAGCUACCUGCCUUUUUACUGAUACUGCUCAACAUGUAACCAUACAUAGAUGAUUAGAUGGUUACCAGGUUGGAUAAAGUUAGAGAUAACUCGAAGUUAUCAGCUGAUUUUGGAUUUUAAUGUGAACAAGAAAGUUAACAGAAUUUUAAUAAUGAUCAUUUCAGUUUUGGUUUGUCCAUUAGUGUAUUACUUGGUGCUAACUGUAAAAAACGAAAAGAAACCCCUUUCAGCAAUAGUUUGUGAAAAAGUAAUGUGUACAUUUAUGCUAUUUUUUAAAGUUGCUUAUGUCUUAACAGCAUGUUUUAUAAGUAUGUAUAAAGUUCUAAGUAACUAGACAAUGUUUUUGUGUAUUGUAGUUAUUUUUUUAUAAUUGUUUCAGCUUCUUUUGAAACAAUUGAAUUGUCAAGCACAUGUUUGCAAACUUUUACAAGAUACCUAACUGGUACAAAAGAUUUUAAUCUGUCAUAGAUUAGAAGCAAUAAUUGCCUUAAUAAUUAUAUUAUAUCAACUUUCUGCAUGUCAAGUAUUUAUGUAGUCUGUUUUCAAACAUAUUUGAUGUUCUAUUCUUUAAAAUUUCAUUGGAAGACAGCUACCUCAAUACUACAUUGUCAUUCCACUGUUGCUGUCUUUUUUUUUAUUAUUAUUUUGUAAUAUAAGUAUAUUGAUUUAAAUUAUACCAUAUAUUUGUUUGAAUAUGUCCAUUAAUGAAAGAGAGGGUGUUCGCUAUGUAUCAAAUAGAUGAACAAUAUCAAUUUCAAAUGUACGAAUUCAUUGUAAUUAAUGAUCGACAGAAUUCAGAUAAAUAAAUAAUCAUCUUGUAUUUAAUUCCUCCCUCUGACUUAAUAUUUAAAUUUUGCUAUUUUUGAAAGUAAUAGAGUUCAGACAAGAAAUUUAUAAUUUCCUUUUUUAAAAAACAGUGAAAAUUAUCAACAGAAUGACUUAAAUUUGACAAAUAGUAUAACACCCUCUUUUAAUAUUAAUAUUAGUUAUUUUUAUAAAUAUUAUGAAAUUUUUAAGCCCAAUGUAAAAAAAAAGUUAUAUGAAAAUUGCCAAUUUAUGAUUUUAUAGUGCAGCAUAAGAAUUGGUUUGCUGCAGUAAAUUGAGUUUUAAUUCCUCUCUGUGAAUAAUGUAGUACUGUUGUCACAAAUUAUAUUUUAUUCAUUCGUUCUAUAUUUGUUAUAAAAUGCAUUUUUUUUUAUCUUUAUAAUUCUUAGCUCAAAGCAUGUGACUUUUUCUUUUAGAUUUAUAUUUAAUGUGUCCAUUUUUUUCGUCUUCAAUCAUAGCAAUUAAAGAUAUGUUUGAAAAUUGUAUAAAAAAUGACAUGGUUUAGUUAGAAAAUCAUUUUUUUUCAUAUGUUAAGAAUCAUUUAAUGAAAUUUAAAUCUAUUUAGUUAAUAUAAAGAUUGUCAUUAUUUAGUUUAUAUAGUCAAUAACAGUCUGUUAAAUACUAUGCAUUUGGUAUCAUACCGACAUGGCUGUAAUUAUAGUAUAAACUUUUUAAAACAUUCCUCGUGUCACAGAUUUUUAGGUUUGCUCAAAUUUGCGAGUUGAUUUUGUAACUGUAGUCACUAUUAUAUUGAAAUGUAUUGCACUUCUGAUAGUUUUGAUACUUUUGACAUGCCACUAAGAAAAUCAUGGAUUUCAGAUCAAAUAUUUAGUUGCCUUAAAGUCAAAGUCAGUGUUACUUAAAUUAUCUGAAGUAUUUUCUAAAAGAAUAUUUAUUCGGACCAUUUUCUUUGGUUUAUGAAGAUAUUUUUAAAUAAUGUAUGGUUUAAUUAAUUAUAAAGAGAAAAAUCGUUCUGAUGAUUGAGUGUCAGUAUUGUAAAUGAGUGUAUGUUAGGCUUUACAUUAAAAAAAUAUGUAAAUGUUAUAGCUUUGCCGAUAUUAAUUUGGCAUUAUAUUAAGAACUUCUAAGUUUUUAAAAUAUUCUGAUAGCAAUAAUUGAAUAUAUUGUUGUUAAUUUACUUGUCUUGUAGAUUAGUGAAAACAGAUUAUCCGCCCAGUAUAGUAAGACCCGUCCCAGAUGGGCCGAUUACCGCAGCUGUACCUUUACAGAUAAGUUUUUAUUAAUUAAAAUUUUAGCUCUCAGUUUAUACAACAUAUAUACUUUGAAAGUGUCUGUGAAGGAUUGUUUAGGUUAUUUCAUUGCAUCUGAACUUUUAUAACAGGCAAUGAAAUAAGCGUAAACAGCAUGAAACAAAUUAUUUAUCUUUAUAGUUUUGCAACAAAUGUGCUCAUUGUAACAUUAAGAAUCGAAUGUAUUUUAUUUUUCUUAUAAUCUUAACUUAUCUGAUCAUCAUUAAUUGUACUUACAAAAUGAAUUUGAAUGUAAUAUUACUGCUAAUAUUAAACUGAAUGAAUGGAGGUGUGUUUAAAAUAUUGUGUAAUAAGAACAGUGUACUUUCUAAAAGUAAGCAAUAUAACCGUUGUAUUAAAAUUAAAUGUGUGAAUUUUUUUACUGAAAUCAGAUAGUGAGAAGAAGAAAAUCUGCCUAGAAAGUAUUUUCUAAAUAUUUAGUUUUUAUAAGUUCAUAUUUCAUGUUGUAGUUGAAAUAACAGAAUAAAUCAUUA